CAAGCUGUACUGUAUUCCACAGUAUGAGAUGAGUGAGUGAGUGUGAGUGCCAGUGUGUGGAUGCUUGGACUGUUUUCUCACUUGACUCUUGAUAAGCUGCUAAAAUGAACCUGGCUCCAUCCUGUCACCUCUCAUUGCUCCUUCUGCUUGUUGCCAACCUGUCAGAUGCGUACGAGGAAAGAAUCAUCGGGGGUGCAGAGGUACAGCCCUACUCCAUCAAGCACCAAGCCUCCCUCCAGUUCAUGAACUACCACUUCUGUGGAGGCACCCUCAUCCACCCGCAGUGGGUGGUGUCUGCUGCCCACUGCUGGAGACCGAGUCAGCUGGUCCAAGUGGUCCUGGGUGAGCACAAUAUCGUUGAGGUGGAGGGCUUUGAGCAGAGGUUCAAUGUAUCUUUAGUCGUCAGGCACUACCAGUACCAACCCUGGACAUUUGACAAUGAUAUCAUGCUGCUUAAGUUGGACCGUCCAGCUAUCAUCAACGCCAGGGUCGAGCCUGUCUCUUUGCCAGACCUGGACUCACCGCCCUUGGCCAACCUUGCCCGGUGCACAGUCAGCGGCUGGGGUGUAACCUGGCUCAACAGCUACGUAUUGUCACCUGUACUGAGGUCUGUAAAUGUGGAUAUAUUCAACAACUGCUGGUACUUCUACUACUUCAGGAUCACAGACAACAUGGUCUGUGCUGGCUCUCUCUAUGGUGGGAAAGACUCCUGUCAGGGUGACUCAGGGGGACCUCUUGUUUGUAACGGUAAAUAUGAGGGCAUUGUGUCUUGGGGCAUCGGCUGUGCCUAUGCUUACUACCCUGGUGUCUACACUAAGGUCAGAAACUACCUCGGAUGGAUCAACUGGGUCACGCAGAACAACUAAGCAGACUCUUAAGAACUUGCUCACCCAAUACUCUACUGGGAUGAAGAUUUCAAUAAUAGACCCUGAGAUCUUAAUGGAUGUUUUUGUUGUCUUUUAUACAUUUAUACUGUACAUAAAAAAGAACACACUGGUUUAAAAGAUAUUAUCUGUAACAUACGUACACCCCAUGUCACACACAGGUGAAAUUGCACAAAUACACAGAGAAGUUACUUAUUGGGGUGAAUAUCACAGAAAACUUGUUUUAUAUAAAGAAAAAAGGCUGACAUAUACAUUACAACUAAAUGCACUUUGUAUUGUAUAGGUAUAUAUUGUGUUUAUAAUGAUUUCCAGAAGUGAUGUAAAACCCCAGAUUUUGGGGAUCAUUUCAGGGAUCAUUUUGGUCUUUGAAGCCUCCAUUACUCUGCCGACUCAGAGCUCAAAUAGAAGCUUGAC
Molecule: messenger RNA, 1298 nt
Organism: Etheostoma cragini (Arkansas darter)
Lineage: Eukaryota; Metazoa; Chordata; Actinopteri; Perciformes; Percidae
Product: anionic trypsin-1-like
Exons: 6
Coding region: 105-866 (253 amino acids)
Biological process (GO): proteolysis
Molecular function (GO): serine-type endopeptidase activity
Source: RefSeq, a predicted model, not a curated record